AAUAAUUUGGUGAUGUUUCUGGCCAUCUACUCCGUGCCACUCCCUAGAAUCGAGGUCCUUCAACUCCAUUCGUCCCUGGAAUUUAGGUGCUGGAUUCGCAGGUCCUUCAACUCCAUGCUACUUUGACAGAGAUUUACUCCUCCUUAGGAAAGGGGCGGACCAGCUGGUAGUAACCUGCACCCCUGAAUCCAUUAACCCUGACAUUUUUGGGCACUUUCGUCUCCACUUCGGCGGCGGCUUAUAUAGAAAAUGAAAGUACCCAUACUGAAUGCAGUGGAUAGCUGCUUGCAGGUGGAUAUGUCCUAGCAGUUCCAGUUGCAAGCAAACUGCUCAUUUUGUUGCUAAGUGGGAUGUAGAACACAGAAAAUAGAGAACAUUUGGCUUCAAAUUUUAGAGAUAUCAGAUACGAUGGAUUUUUGAGUUUGAUUGGACAUCUUGGUAGUUCAAUCAAAGAAAAUGACUGGAUGGAAGAAACCAUUUUUUCUUAGUUCCAUUCCAGUUUGUGAAUAAUUAGACACCUGUCUCCCCGCUCUCAAAAAAAAAAAAAAAAGAAGUAAGGAGAACUAGUGGAAUAGACAACUGUGUCCUCUAAUUGAAGGCCUGAUGCUUCACCGCUGCAACUUCUGUAAUUAUGGUGAAUGACUAGCAAGUGAAUGUAAUGGUGAGAGGCCCAGAAAAUGAACAUCUUAACAUAUCAAUAUGCUACUUUGACGCUGAACGCACCCGUAUUUCGUUUCUCAAGAAACAUCCAAAAUCUGAAAUUGUCAUUAUUAGAUUACACAAAUCGGAGGUUCUACCCAUGCAUGUCUCAAGCGCACAAGAACCCAAUAUUUGUAUGGCACACAGAUUAUUCCUGUCGACAAUUCGCUUUGGCUGUAAGGUGUAAAAAUCAGAAUAAUUCCACUAUCUCUGUCAGUUUGGAGAAUGGUGGUUAUGAUGCUUGUGCUCUGGAGAAAUCUUACAGCCUUGAAAAAGUUCACCAAGAAACCCCUGAGAAGAAUUUCUGGGGAGCUGUGGGUUUAAUCGUGGGAACAGCUGUAGGGCCUGGAAUGUUGGGAUUACCUGCAGCAACCCUAAAAUCAGGUCCAGUUCCAUCAACAUUUGCCCUAAUCUUCUCUUGGCUCUACGUUAUUUCUUCUGUUAUUCUUGUUGCAGAGCUCAGCUUUGCAGUAAUGAAACAAGAUAGUGUUGCUGAAGUUAGCUUCACGGGCCUUGCUAGGAAGACAUUGGGAAGUAGUCUUGGUACUUUUGUUGCUUUGGUUUAUGCAUCCUUGAGCUUUUCUUUGUUAGUGGCUUGUGUGUCAGGCAUUGGUGCUAUUGUCUCUCAGUGCUUCCCAUGGUUAAAUCCUAUAAUUGCAAAUGGGUUGUUUCCAUCUAUGGUAGGACUAACUCUGUGGUUAUUCCCAUUUAAGGCCAUUGACUCGGCUAAUAGAUUUCUAUGCAUCAUGAUGCUUUUCUCCAUAAUAGCACUUGUUGGAAUUGGUUUCCUUGUUGGGCGAAAUAAUAUCUUAGUUUCCUUUGUGUAUGCUUCAUGGGAGAUUUCUUUAGUUUUGCCAGCUAUACCCAUUGCUGUUCUAACACUGGGGUUUCAUGUGAUCACUCCUUUUAUUUGUAAAAUUUCUGGGAACACUAUACAUGACGCUCGAAAAGCAAUACUAUUUGGUGGAAGUAUUCCAUUGCUUAUGGUUCUAUCAUGGAAUACUAUAGUAUUGGGGCUUGCUGGUACAAACAAUACAUCGUCAAUUAAGGAUCCCAUUUCACUUUUGCUUUCAGUAAACCGUUCUGCUUUAUCAGCCGUUCAAGCCUUUGCAUUUUCAGCGCUGGCAACUAGCUUAAUUGGUUAUGCUGUUAGCUUUCCUAAACAGCUUGCCGAUACACUAGAGUUCAUCUUUGCUAAAUCUAAUUCAAGGCAAAUGAGAAGCCAGGGACCUCAAGGAUUUCAAAAUGAAGUUGGAAAAAUUGGGCAGACGACAUUCACAUAUGCACAAGGCCCAGGAAAUGCAGGCAGAAUAUCUUACAGUGGUCUUAAUGUCCAUUCUGGUUCCAAAUUUAAUUCAGCCUGUGUGUGGAAUUCAUUGAGAAGAUUUGUGAUGCCUUUUGUACUUGGUCUUCCUGUUCUAGUUGCUGCCUUAUUUCCCUCUACAUUUUCCAGAGCUCUUGACUAUGCUGGGAUAUAUGCCAAUUGUUUUCUUUUUGGCAUCCUCCCUCCGGUAAUGAUGCAUGUUUACCAGCAGCAGACAAAACGCAGGAUAACGAUUCUACCAGGGGGUAAUUUUGGACUUCUGGUUCUCUUCAGCAUUGCAGUCGUAUUAUCUAUUAGGCAUUGAAUUGAUGGCAGGGUUUGUAAGUGUAAGAAAGUGAUUCUUGUUACAGAAUAUAUGCAAGAAGAUUGUCUGAAUCCAAAUACGCAACAGUAAAUAUAUGGAAUGGGGUCAGUUCCAA
Molecule: messenger RNA, 2442 nt
Organism: Coffea arabica (coffee)
Lineage: Eukaryota; Viridiplantae; Streptophyta; Magnoliopsida; Gentianales; Rubiaceae
Source: RefSeq, a predicted model, not a curated record